Molecule: messenger RNA, 1838 nt
Organism: Thermothelomyces thermophilus ATCC 42464
Lineage: Eukaryota; Fungi; Ascomycota; Sordariomycetes; Sordariales; Chaetomiaceae
Exons: 4
Coding region: 269-1741 (490 amino acids)
Molecular function (GO): catalytic activity
Source: RefSeq, a predicted model, not a curated record
GUACUGAAGCACGUCGGUGCUAUCUGCCCAGCCCGAUGUCAUUCCGCUCUCCAGCAGCACCACCCCGCGCGGCUUGCUCGAGGUCCCGCCGGAGCUGGUCCAGCCCCAGCCCGCGGGCCUCGCCGGCCGCUUCUCCUCGAUCGCGGAUUAUCACGAGCUCUACAAGUCUGGAGCGGCGACGCCGACCCAAGUGGUCGAGGCUCUGCUGCCGCUGAUCGACCGCGACCGCGAGCCGGAGCCAAAGGAAUACGCCAUCGCUUUCACGCAGAUGCGUGCCCGGGAUGUCCUGGAGGCGGCCGCAGCGUCGACCGAGCGCUGGGCUCAAGGGAAGCCGCUCUCUUACUUGGACGGCGUGCCUUUCGGCGUCAAGGACGAUGUGGAUGUCGAAGGCUACGUGUCCUUGAUGGGUAUGAAGGUGAAUGACGCCCACAAGUACUUCAACACGUUGCCAGAACGUUCAGCUUGGCCUGUCAGGAAGUUGAAGGAGGCCGGGGCCAUCAUGAUGGGCAAGCUAAACCAGCACGAGAUCGGCAUGGAUACGACUGGCUGCAACCCAACAACGGGAACCCCCCGGAACUGGUACAACAAGUCGUACUACCCAGGCGGAUCGUCAUCGGGUUGCGCGUCUGCUGUCUCUGCUGGGCUCGUGCCUAUCGCUGUUGGAUCAGAUGCAGGAGGCAGUAUCCGUAUCCCAUCUGCGUUCUGCGGCGUCUAUGGCCUCAAGCCCACGCACAACCGGGUCUGUCACAUGAGCUCGUCUGUGUGCGCCCUCGGCCCCAUAGCAUCGACGGCUGCGGACCUGACCAUCGCCUACCGCUUCAUGGCACAGCCGAAUCCAGAGGACCCGGUCCAGAGCUUGUUCGCCGUGUCCACGCCUCCGGAACCCUCGGCCAAGAAAUACCUCGGCAUCUGCCGAGAGUGGAUUGGCGGCACGGUCGACCAGGACGUGCUCCGGAUCUUAGACCAGUCGCUGGACCACCUCGUCGCGCUCGGCUACGAAGUCAUCGACAUCCGGCUGCCCUUCCUCCGCGAGGGCCAGCUAGCCCACUCGGCCAUCUGCGUCACCGAGGCGGCGGCUGACGCGCGCAACCGCGCCGAGACGCCCUCGUCGUUCCUCGACAUGCUCAACUAUCCCAAUCGCGUCGUCAUCGGCACGGGCUCCCAGACCCCGGCCAUUGACUUCCUCAAGUACGGACAGAUCCGCCAAGUCAUCAUGCAGCACUUGGCCUUCUUGUGGGAAAAGUACCCUGGCAUGAUGAUCCUGAGCCCGGCGACGCCCAUGGCCGGCUGGCCCAUUACCGAAGGCGACGACAAGUACGGCUGCUUCGACGGGAACAUGUCGAUCCGCAACAUGACGUACGCCUGGCUCGCCAACUUGAGCGGCUGCCCCGCCGUGUCGUUCCCGGCCGGGUACGUCGAGCCCAAGCAAGGUGAGGGCAUGCUGCCUGUCGGGCUCAUGGCGAUGGGGGAGUGGGGCGCUGAGGAGCAGCUGCUGGCCUUCGCGAGGGAGCGGGAGAGCUACCUGAACGACGUGUAUCCCGGAGGCAGGCGAAGGCCCGAGCAGUGGGCGGACCCCAUUGGUGAGGCCAGGAAGUGGGCUGACCUGGCUCGAGCUUCGAGGCAGAACGUCGCCGAGGCCCAAGAGGCGAGGGCUGCAGCGCUAGCGGCUGGGAAGAACGUGGACAAGGAUGGGAAUAUCGAGGGAGAGGAAGACCAGCAGAAGGAGGAAGGGGAGCACUGAUGAGGCACGAAUGGCAAUUCAGAGAAGGAGGGGGGGGGGAUGACACGAUGCAGAAGACUAACAAAACCUACAUUCCUCAGCAAAGGAUUUUAUGGGG